AUGGCGUCUAGCGAUGCGCAUGAGAGUACUCAGCCCAAGCAGCGUAUCACGACUAUUAUUUUUGCCGUGUUGGCCAUUUUCUUCUUGGCGCUAAGACUAGUUGCUCGGGGUAUGAAACAUGUUCAACUAGGAGCGGAUGACUGGACUUUGAUUCUGGGAUUGAUCUUUACAUUAGUUAUUGCAGGAAUCAACCUUGCCUGUAUUGAAUAUGGCAUGGGCACACAUACUCAUACCAUCCCUUCCGGGGGCCAAUCCAUGGUUUUCAAGUUGAUCUACGCUUUUGAGCCGCUGUAUAUCACAACAGCCGGUAUUAUAAAAUUUGCUGUGCUGCUCAUGUACUAUCGCAUCUUCCCUGUCCGUUUUAUCAAAAUCGGAGGUCUGAUCCUUGGUGGAACUACUCUCGCUUGGGUGAUUGCCAUGGAUUUUCUCGCCUUAUUUCAGUGCUGGCCCAUCGCCAAAGGGUUCAAUCCCAUGCUUCCUGGUCACUGCAUCGUUCUCAAGGGGGCAUUGAUCGGGAACGGGGUACCGAACUUUGUGAUCGACAUGUGUAUUUUGGCUAUGCCAGCAAAACUCAUUUGGGGGUUACAGGCAAGUCUGUGGCAGCGUGUAUCAAUUAUAUGCGUGUUUUUGACGGGAAGCUUCGUCGUGAUUGCGAGUAUCUAUCGCUUCAGUCUGAUAUUUAUAUUCGAUAUCACCGAUGUGGCUUGGACCAUCGCCGAUGCGCAAACUUGGUGUGUCGUUGAAAGCGCUGCAGGUGUCAUUUCCGCCUGUUUACCUACCCUCGCCCCUAUUGUCAAAAUUUUCACCAGAGGCGUGGUUUCAACCGCUCGCUCACUCUCAAAAUCAAAUCUGACACAGUCUGGAACUGCAGCUCUUUCACAAGUUGAUGCUGGUGAGGCAGGGCUGAUAUGUGGAGAGAACAAGGUGACCAUCACAGCUGGUGACGCACAUCGUCAUAGUAGUGGGAACUAUGCGAUGGGAGAUAUGAGCCCUAGCAAUCGCGGAAGCUCGCAUCUAAAAGGCAAGGGUUGGACGAUGAUGAAUGCCGAAACAGAUAGGGACUCAACUUAA
Molecule: messenger RNA, 1071 nt
Organism: Penicillium coprophilum
Lineage: Eukaryota; Fungi; Ascomycota; Eurotiomycetes; Eurotiales; Aspergillaceae
Exons: 5
Coding region: 1-1071 (356 amino acids)
Source: RefSeq, a predicted model, not a curated record